Molecule: messenger RNA, 1273 nt
Organism: Lolium perenne
Lineage: Eukaryota; Viridiplantae; Streptophyta; Magnoliopsida; Poales; Poaceae
Product: protein CUP-SHAPED COTYLEDON 2
Biological process (GO): regulation of DNA-templated transcription
Molecular function (GO): DNA binding
Source: RefSeq, a predicted model, not a curated record
UCUCCUUCUGCCAUGGAUCGGUGUAGCACUGCCCGCUGAGCUGAGCCGAGCUGAACUGAGCUGCUGCACUCUAGACAGUGCAGUCGGCCGCGGGUUCGCGGAAGACGAAGGUUAGGAUCGAUGGAGGAGGGCCUUCCCCCAGGGUUCCGGUUCCACCCCACGGACGAGGAGCUCAUCACCUACUACCUCACCCGCAAGGUCUCCGACUUCGCCUUCACCACCCGCGCCAUCGCCGACGUCGAUCUCAACAAGUGCGAGCCAUGGGACCUUCCAAGCAAAGCUAGCAUGGGCGAGAAGGAGUGGUACUUCUUCAGCAUGCGCGACCGGAAAUACCCGACCGGCAUCCGCACGAACCGUGCCACCGAAUCUGGCUACUGGAAGACCACCGGCAAAGACAAGGAGAUUUUCCAUGGCGGCAGGCUGGUCGGGAUGAAGAAAACCCUAGUCUUCUACGGAGGUAGAGCACCCAAGGGCGAGAAGACCAGCUGGGUCAUGCACGAGUACAGGAUCCAGAACAAGUUCCCAUACAAACCAAACAAGGAGGAAUGGGUGGUGUGCAGGGUGUUCAAGAAAACCCAGAUAGUGAAGAUGAGGCACUCACAGGACAGCCCCGACAUGGACUCCCCAUGCAACGACGGCAACGUCUCCCUCGGCGAGCUCGGGGAGCUCGACGUCUCCUCCAUGCUCGGCAGCUUCGGCCCCGCUUCCGGCGAGAACUUCGGCCACGGCCGGGUCGACAUGGGCGCGUACAUGAGUUGGCUGCAGGCGGCUGCAAACCAGAACGCGGCCGCCAUGCUCCCGUGGGCACCGGGGCUUCUGGGUACCGUUUUCGCUGGGAACCCCACGAUGCAGAAAGCGCUAGCACCCUUCGCCGGGUGCAGCCAACAGCUGCCGCGAGACGUCGUGGGUGGUGAUCUUGCCUUGUUUGGUAACGCUAUGGCGAAGGUGGACAUGGAGUGCGAGCAGCAGCAGCCGCAGCUGGAAAUGCACGACUCCACAUGGAGAACCUUCUGAUAAACUCGUCAGUUCGAUAACAAGGGAAAGUAAUGCUAUUACAUAACACAGGUAUAAAAUCAUUGUCGAUAUAGAUACAUUUGUAGCUAAAAAUGGGACAAUCCCCAUGUGUCAAAAUCAACUACAAUUUUACUAGACAAGCAUGUAUGUUUCGUGGGUUCUGUUGAUCUAUCAUCUAUGUCUCGUCUGUAACAAAUUAAACAUUGUACCUCUGUCCAUUUGUUACGAAAUUAAAGAAGGAAGUGUACGGCUUUUCUCA